Molecule: messenger RNA, 438 nt
Organism: Bombyx mori (domestic silkworm)
Lineage: Eukaryota; Metazoa; Arthropoda; Insecta; Lepidoptera; Bombycidae
Gene: CPF
Product: cuticular protein 44-aa motif
Exons: 4
Coding region: 1-438 (145 amino acids)
Source: RefSeq, marked provisional
AUGAUUCUAAAAAUUGUACUUUUGUGUGGUGCCGUGGCGGCUGUACACGGUGGAGGUUUGAUCGCUCCGGCGUACAGCGCACCAUACAGUUAUGGCGCUUGGAACCCGUACAGCUCAUAUCCGGCUCAACCCGCCUUGGCCUCUCAACACUCGAACACGUCACCAUUCAACCUCGGACAGAUUUCAACAUAUAGUAAAUCAGUAGAUACACCUUUCUCGAGUGUGCGUAAGGCUGACAUUCGUGUGAGUAAUCCCGGUGUAGCAGUGGCUCCUGCUUACAGUAGCUUUGCGGCACCUUAUGUGUCCCACGUUGGAGUUGCGGCACCUGUUGCUAAAGUGGCUACGACAGGGGGUCUCCUAGGGGUAGCAUAUUCAGCAGCUCCAACUGUCUCCCAUAUGACAUAUACCAACGGGCUUGGCUUUGCAUACGGCUGGUAA